Messenger RNA from Vespa velutina, 2753 nucleotides. RefSeq lists its product as uncharacterized. Bases 247 to 1869 code for a protein of 540 amino acids. Gene Ontology annotation, cellular component: kinetochore. Gene Ontology annotation, biological process: protein localization to kinetochore; regulation of protein ubiquitination; traversing start control point of mitotic cell cycle. The transcript is spliced from 6 exons. The record is from RefSeq and is a predicted model, not a curated record. NCBI's taxonomy places the organism in Eukaryota, Metazoa, Arthropoda, Insecta, Hymenoptera, Vespidae.
AUCUGGGGUUUAUAUUAAUCGUCGAAAUUUUACAAUUGCUGACAAUUUCGUGACUCAUAGAUUGUUGAAUUAUUAUUGUCCUAACGGUAUUAUAUCUAACGGCGAUAGUCAGUAAAAAUUAUUCUAGAUCUGGCCAUUCCUCAAUUAUUGAACCGAUCGGACUUGGAAACAUUUCAACGAACUUGAAUAGUCUUCGCCCGUUAAGAAUAAUCUAUUGUAGAUUAGUAAGGACAUGAAGAGGAUGCCAUGGAUUGUUGUUACAUCGAACAAAAUGAAGCUACAGGAAUGGACAAGGUAUUUCCAAAUGUCUCUAGUCCAGAAAUGUUUGACAGUGAUGUGGAAAAUAAACACAAUGAACAACAAGAAGUAGCAUCUAUAAUUGAAGAAACAUUGGUCAAAACUAGUCCACAAAAACCUUCCCAGGCUACUCUUAUCGCUAAGUCCGAUAAUUAUCUGCUGGCCAGAAUCAAUAAAUAUUUAACCGGAGUACCUCCACCACCGAGUCACACCAUUUGCCAAAGCGACUGUAAUGACUUGUUGCAUUAUAUUCAACAAAACCAACAAUAUUUUUGGACAAUCUCUCCUAUAUCAAAAGAGAAGAAUGUUAGACAAGAAGAAAUAGAUAAAUCUUUUAAUCAAGGAACAUUAGAAAACAAUGAGUCGUUUUCUUUUUAUAAUACCAAUAAUACUCAGAGAAAUUUAGCUAAUACUUUUGAAGAAUGCGAGUCAAAUACAAACGUUUCUAGAGAGAAUAAAUCACUUAUUCUUUAUAACACUGUUGGAGAGAAAGAAGUUGAAAAUUUGCCAUGGUCAGAAGCAUAUUUUCACAAAUUUCAUGGUAUCCAUUAUAAUAGAAAUAAAUCAGUGGAAGAAUUUGAAAAUUUAACAAUGAAACUAUGUGAAAGAUAUAUAGGAGCAGAAACACAAUCUACGUGUAAUAUAUUUUUUUCUAAACAAGGACCUGGAAGUGCUAGAAAAAGAAGUGUUCUAGCUAAACGUAAUUAUGGUCAAAGCCCAGGAAAGAGAUUGAGUCAUUUAGCUCGCAGAAGAAGAACAUUCUCUAGUGCAAAUUUACAAGGAUUAAGUCUCAAUGAUAAAAGACAAUUAAUAUUGAGUGUUAAAAAACCUACAACUAGAAAAGGUAAAAGUCCAAGAGGCAAAAGUCCAAGAUAUAAAAGUCCAAGAGGCAAAAGUCCUAGAGGAUCGGCUAAGAAAAAAGUAGUUCGAAGGCUUACAUUGGAAAAUACAAGUCCAUACAAAACAAAAUUGGACACAUCAAGACGAGCUCUAUUCCAAAGUCCACCUUUAGAUAAAGCAGGCCCUAGUAAAUUAUUUAAUUAUAGUAAUACCAAUCCCCAAACAAUUAAACGUGCUUUAUUUCCCACACCUAAGAAGGAAGAUGUUUUAAUGGAAGGUGUCAAAAUAAUUACUACCGAAGAAUCUAAAAAGAGAAAAAAUGAAGAUGAUUUACAAGGACCUCGUUUCAAGUGGGCAAAGAGUUUAUCGUUUGACUGUCCUCUUGAAUUACAAAAUACUACUCUACGUUCCUGGGAUCGCGAGAGACAUUCUUCUGGAAAUGUUUUAUCACAACAUGAAAUGUCUGUCAUGCAAGGAAAAGGUGAAUUUAGUGAUACGCAUAGAAAGAAAUUAUUAUGGGCUGUAGCAGAAGCAUUGCGAGGCAGAGGAAUUGGUAUGGGCCAUCCGCAGUUUAAGCAGUACGCUUCAAAUCUAGCACGUACUGUUAAAAAAUUAAUGCCUGAUCUUGAAAAUAAAAAUAUACCAAGAAAACCUGGUAGUACAAGUGAUCGUAUGUUAAAAUUGGCUAAACAUCAUGCUCUUCUCAUAACAGAUACAAGGACUAUGGAAUGACUGUACUUGUUAGUACGAAAAAAUAUAUUAUUGUAUCUUUUAUACAAAAAAAUUCGUACAAUUUUAAAAGAAAAAAGAAAUAGAAAAAAGUACAAGUGUUAUUACUUCGAUACUUUCAAGAUAAUGAAGGACUUUUAAUUAAUUUGAUGUGAUAAAUGUGAUCAAAUGCAUUAAUAAGAUUUACAUAAUUUUUCACGAAAAAUUAUUAUAUUUUACUGUAUAAAUGUAAAAGAAAAAUCCUUCUAAAGUCACAGUAUAUAUAUUAGAAUAAUUGUAGCCUGGACGGGAUAUUAUAUAUAUAUAAUUAUAUAUAUAUAUAUAUAAAGUUCUGUAAAUCAAUUAUAUUUAAUAUGUGAUUGUGAUUUAAGUAUAUAGCUAAAUCAUUAGAAGCAAGUAAAUACAAAUUUAAAUCUUAUUGUCUUUGAAAAAUCAAUAUAAAUUUUUUUUUAUUUCAAAGAUAAACUUUUUCUUCUUAGUAUAUCAAAGUUUAAUGUUGUUUUAUGUUAUUAAGAAUUAUGAAUCAUAGAAAAUUAUCUUACAUAAUAAACAUCAAAUUCAAUGUUUCCAGAGAAACUUGAUAUCUGAAUUUAUUACAAACUAUUAUCUAAAUUUAAGUCUAUUCGAAGCCUCUCAUUUUCAUUAAAUAAGGACUUUGGUAAGAGGCAAGUAAAAAAUUAGAAGACUAUGUUACACAUAUGUCAUAAAUUGUUGCAAAUUCUGUUUUGUUCUAUUUCAAAGUGAUACUUUUGCUUUAUUAUUUAUAAAUUAUGAAAUAUACAAUUUUUUUAUUGCUAAUAUAUAUCAAUUUUACCUACGCUGUACGAAUACUUUUGCUUGAUAGAAUUGAUAUGUAUUAGCAUUCAUAUAUAUAUAUCAGUAAAUAG